AUGGCCGACAUAUUCAACUACACCUACCCCUCCCCCUUGGCGGGCUACGAAGAUGCCCCGCCUCUUCCCGAGGAGCGGGCCGAGGACGGCAAGAGUUACCGGAAUCCGCAGACGGGUGUGCUCAGCAGCGCGUACGAGAGGUUCCCCGACCCGCUGGACAACGGGCGGAGGGGAGGAUUCGACGUUCACGUCUAUUACUUCCAAAACAACCCGGAGCAGACCCAAUACGCCCGCCAGCUCUGGGAGCGCAUCCGCCGCGAGUUUCCCGAGCUGCGCAUCUACACCUUCUGGGACCGGCCCAUCGGCCCGCACCCGGUCGCCAUGUUUGAGGUGAACCUGCUCUCGCCCGCCCAGUUCGGCGCCUUCAUCCCCUGGCUGGCCAUCUGGCGCGGGCCCCUCUCCGUCCUCGUCCACCCCAACACCACCGAGGCCGACGGCGGCGCCGAGCUGCCCCUGGCCGAGCGCGAGCUGCGCAACCACACCCAGCGCGCCAUCUGGAUGGGCGAGCGCCUGCCCCUGGACGUCGCCCGGUUUCGGAACCUGGGGAAGCCGGGGCCGGCUGCCGGGGCCGGUGUUACUGAGGCUGCGGGAUCGGCGGCG
Thermothelomyces thermophilus ATCC 42464 is the source of this 600-nucleotide messenger RNA. RefSeq lists its product as uncharacterized. NCBI's taxonomy places the organism in Eukaryota, Fungi, Ascomycota, Sordariomycetes, Sordariales, Chaetomiaceae. The transcript is spliced from 3 exons. The record is from RefSeq and is a predicted model, not a curated record. The annotation marks the transcript as partial.